AUCGUUGUUAGUUGUCUCUAUCUCUCUCUUGUGUCUUGUAUGUUUGUUUUCUGUUAUUCUCGUUUAGUUUUCCUGAAACAUAGCAAAGUCACAUCUCAUCUUCAAUUCAUCAACCUCUUUCAAACGUUCCUUCAUCAUUUUCUCUCUCUAUAUACACCUUGCUAGCUAUAGGAAUUUCUCCAAGGGAGUCCUGAAUGUCCAUCCAUGAAUGUGUAAUAACUCAAAAAAAUAUUUGAAGUAUAUAUCAUUAGUUGAACAAUGAAAGAUUUGAAUGCGGAUCAUAGUUGUGGUUCACCAAAAACGCCAAAUGCUCGCCAAAGAAGACGCGCAAAUGAGGGUGCUGUGAUUCCUCACGAGAUAAACAAAUCAAAUGGAAACCUUUUACUUGUCAAUGAUAAAUAUAAAUAUAGAUCAAUGUGGAUCCGUGCAUACUCAUCUCUAUGGAUGCUAGCUUGUGUCUCACUCAUCCUAUAUUUGGGUCAUCUUUACAUCUGGGCCAUGAUUGUUAUUAUCCAAAUUGUUAUGGCCAGUGAGCUCUUCAAUCUACUCAGAAGUGCUAAUCAAGAUAAACGUCUCCCUAAGUCUAAGUUCUUGAACUGGCAUUUUUUCUUCACAGCAAUGCUAUACGUGUAUGGCCGUAUUCUCAGUCAACACCUUGUGAAUACAGUUACAUCAGAUAAAUUCUUCUAUAGACUUGUCAGCAACCUCAUCAAGUAUCAAAUGGUUAUAUGUUACUUCUUAUAUAUUGCGGGUUUUGUAUGGUUUAUUCUUUCAUUAAAAAAGAGAUACUACAAAUAUCAAUUUGGCCAGUAUGCAUGGACACAUAUGAUACUUAUUGUUGUGUUUACUCAGUCUGCAUUUACAGUGGCUAAUAUAUUUCAAGGAAUAUUCUGGUUUAUUUUCCCUGCAUCCCUUAUUGCUAUGAAUGAUGUUGCUGCAUAUUUCUUUGGUUUCUUCUUUGGGAAAACACCUCUGAUCAAGUUAUCUCCAAAGAAAACGUGGGAAGGUUUUAUCGGAGCAUCUGUUGCAACUAUGAUUGCUGCAUUUACGUUUGCAAACUUUUUGGGUCGCUUCCAGUGGCUAACAUGUCCAAGGAAGGAUUUAUCAACUGGUUGGCUUGAGUGUGACCCUGACCCAAUUUUUAAGCCAGAGAACAUUCCAUUGCCAGAAUUUGUUUCUCAUUGGACACCUGAGAAAGAGAUAGCAAUUUUGCCAGUACAGUGGCAUGCGUUGUGGCUAGGACUAUUUGCCUCCAUCAUAGCACCAUUUGGAGGAUUUUUUGCUAGCGGUUUCAAAAGAGCUUUUAAAAUCAAGGACUUUGGUGACAGUAUACCUGGACAUGGUGGAUUUACUGACAGAAUGGACUGCCAGAUGGUGAUGGCUGUUUUUGUUUACAUUUACCACCAGUCAUUUAUUGUCCCCCAUGAUUAUUCAGUUGAUGUGUUUUUGGACCAGAUAAUGAGUGACCUUGGUUUCGAGGAGCAGCUAGUUCUUUACACAAAACUUGGACAGGUAUUACAAGAAAGGCAUCUAAUCUAGAUAUGACAAGUUCACUAUGUAUAUUCUAUCAAGCAUGCUUCAAUUGGCAUUACAAAUGGUGGAAAUGGAUAAAGAAUUUUUUUGAGACCACUCUUUUUUUACUUCUGGGUAUAUUUACCAGUGAGUACAAAGAUCCUUGCUUAUCACAUUGCUUAUUUCCCUUUUGGGCUUGACAUGACAUUUUAAGCAUAUGUGUAACGAGAAAUAUAUCCGUGUUUUUCAAUGCAUACAUAACUGUUGGAAAGAUUUCAGUUUUAAAUAGAAUAUGUAUCUUCUUUCUG
This is a messenger RNA of Cicer arietinum (chickpea), 1820 nucleotides long. Its product is annotated as phosphatidate cytidylyltransferase 1. Gene Ontology annotation, molecular function: phosphatidate cytidylyltransferase activity. NCBI's taxonomy places the organism in Eukaryota, Viridiplantae, Streptophyta, Magnoliopsida, Fabales, Fabaceae. Gene Ontology annotation, cellular component: endoplasmic reticulum membrane. The record is from RefSeq and is a predicted model, not a curated record.